Molecule: messenger RNA, 6759 nt
Organism: Chilo suppressalis (striped riceborer)
Lineage: Eukaryota; Metazoa; Arthropoda; Insecta; Lepidoptera; Crambidae
Source: the annotation of a GenBank genome assembly
UGAGAUGUAAUGGGAAUGUGAACAUAACGAAAAAACUAGGUCAUCUUUCAUUUAACUUAAUAAAGUUUCUUACAAAAACUUGAAACAAUUUUUCGAGAAUGAUAUUGUUAUGGGUUCAUUAUUAUUACACAAUACGCCUGUUUAUAUUCAGUAUUCCACGUCCGCUCUUUUCAACGGCUUCGAACAAAAUGAACGCAAUGAGUUCGUAACAAAUAUUCUGUCUCUUUCUCUAGUCUCAACGCACGUUCACCCAGCGGGGCUGUCGUCAACCGUGGCGAGUAGGAAUAGGACGGCAUCAUUUCUUCCCCUUCGCACUCAUGUAGCGCUACAAACUCGAACCCACGUCGAUCCACCGCGCACGGCGCGGCAGGGCCGAUUUUCGCCAUUUUGUAGUGAUACGUCAACCAGUGCACGGCUAGAGUGAAAAAAGUGUAUUGUGAUCAUAAUUAUGAUGUGUUUAACAAAAUUGAAUUCAUAGUGUUACAAUUGACUGAUAUGAUAACUUCUUUUUAUAUUUCGCAACGCAAACAGGUUUAAAGGUGAAAAAUGGCGGAGUUAGACAAAUUCAAACGUCGUAUCAUAAGGACGGUGGCGAGGAUGACCCGCGAGGAGAAGAAGCCCGAACAAGAAAUGUGGGACUUUCUCAAGGCUGAGACCAAAUGUGACUGCAAACAGUUAUGGGAACGCAUGCGCAGCCUCACACUUAAGAAAAUGAAACGUCUCCUGAUUGCCGAGGAUAAGAUGGAUAAUAUCACACCUGUGGCAAGAAUGUCGCUCACAGACUGGCUACUUUUUGACAUGGUGCUGGUGCAUGAAGACAUUGACGUCAUUGGCGAGGAUCUGAAUGUUAAAAAGGACUUGCAGCCGCUCACCGACCUUCUGGCCCUCGUGCAGAAAUUUCAGAUCGAAGGCAAGCAGGGAGCGGCGCUCGCGCAAGCCUGGACUGCCGCAACCAUGGCCUACAACAAGGAUGGGAGGCAAUGCUCACCGAUGCUGCUGCAACGACGUUGGUACCAAUUAAAGAAAAUAUCCAGGGAGAAAUUCUACAAGUUAUGGUACUCGUACCGGGGCAUUAUUGGGCGGCUGCAGACAUGCAAGGAGAUCAUGCCUACCAAACUGCAGAAGGAGGUCGCCGAAAGGUAUCCCCAUAUUAUAACAAAACCGUUUGUAGAAUGGGACAAACUCAUCGAGGAGAAAUUCGUCAUAUUACCUGAUGAAAUUGAAAAAAAUAUCAGGACUAAAGUUCCGCAGACCUCUAAUAUGAAUGAUAGCGGAGAUGCAGAUUUAGUUUUUUUGGAACCAAAUAUUGAAACUAUUGAAUUGGAUGAUGCUGAUUCUGAUACGGAAAAUAUAGAGAAAGCUGAAACAGCUAAUGAUUGGUCUGAAAACCAUUUGCCACCGAAAAAAGUAUCAAUUAAAAUUGAACCAGAAGAAGAAUUCGUAACAGUCGAUAAAGAAGCUUUAGCUAAGGAAAGAGAUGCGAAGUUAUUUGAAAGUAUUCCCAAUAUUGAUGAUGUCGAUUCUAAUAUGGAAAUUGACGAUUUUGUUGAUACGCCAGAAGGGGAUAAUAGCGUACAUAUUGAGGAAGAAAAUGAAAUCAUUGAAGAUCAUACUGAAAAAGAGCAACCACAAAACAAUAUGAAUGGUAUGGAUGAAAAUAAUAAAGAAGACUUAUCUGGUGUGAAUAUAGAUUCAAAUCAAGACGAUAUUGGACUAGUCCAAGUCAAAUCAGAAAGUAAUGAUAUAGACAAAGACCACGAGUGUUUAGAAAGAGAUAGUGAUUUAAUUUCAGAACAUAUAAAUGAAACAACAGUGAUGCCCCAAAUAACUAACGUAUUAGGUAACGUCAGUGUUGCAGACGAUCUUGACAAAACAUCUAUGAAAGAUAAAGCGUCAGUUCAUUCAAUUCCAGUGGCUGAUAUUUCUUUGGAAAGUUACCCUUGUGAGCCUAUGGAUAUAAACGAUGAAACCGAUAGAAGCAUAAAUGAUAAAUUAAAAUCUUUUUUGGCCAGUGAAAAGAAAUCUCAGGAUACAGAAAGUGAAGGUUUGGAUUUAAAAUCUUUCCAUAAAGAUACAGAACUAUCACAUAAUGUAAAUGAUAGGAAUAGCGAAUCCAAUCCUUAUUUGACUAUUCCUGUUGAUUUGACGUUCGCAGAUGACGGCAUUGAAUUGGUUGAUGAUGGCAUAGAGCUCGAUGACGAAGAAGAUAUCAUAAAACCUAUUCGUGAAAGUGAUAUAAAAGCGGAAAAAGAUGUUGAUGGCUUUCAAGAAGAAGUUGUUGGUGACGAGAAAAAUGACCACAAAGAAGAGAACGCAAAAUUUGAUUUGAAAUUGUUGAUGCAACCUCUGGUUUACACGACUAAAGUAGAUCAAAUGGCUGUGUUCCGAAAUAUUGAAAUUGACAAUGUCAGUGAUAUAAACAUUAUAAAUUCUGCUCUUGCUGAAAGUAAACCUAUAAUCAAAGAAGAAAAGGAAGAGGAAGUUCAUGACGACUUAUUACAGGACAAAUCAAAAGAUAGCGAAAUGGAUGAGUCUGAAAAUGAAGCGAGUGAAUCAGAUGAUAUCCCCACUGAUAUGAGAGUGAAGUUAUCCAAUAGCUUAUUACAAAAACCUAGAAGUCGUAGUUACAAUCCUAUACAACUUUGCAAAAAUCCUGAUUUUAAUACGAGACUAAAGCGGCUAACAGUCGGUUUUUUGAGUUCGACCCGCAAUCGAUCUUUUUUAAAAACACUUAAACCCCUAACUGUGGAUGUAAGCAAAGUUUUCGAAACUAAAUUAAUAAACGGCACCAUGUACUUAAUUGACAAUGUACAAUCUAGUGAAGGUAAACCAUCAGCUGAAGUACAAGAAGACAAAACAGAGCAAACGACAUCUGUCGUACCUUCAGCAAUGUCGGUUCAAAGUUUGAUUGAUUAUUUAGUCGUUGAUAACGCACCACCUGCAGAACCAGUAACUUCUAAUAGAAACAAUAAUUUUGGACGAUUAGAAGGUGACAACGGUUUUCCUGAAAGAAAUAGGGUCAUUAAUCUUCCUGAUUUAGACCACGUUCGUAAAAUGAAUAAACGACUAUUUACUGCAGAAAUAUCACCGAUGCGUAUCCAAAAUCCCAACGAGAAAUGUAUACCUCCAGUGCAACUUGUUUCAUCGCGUUCACAUGAAUUCCUAGAAAAAGAGAUACAUCCGCAACCUAAUACAGGUUUGAAACAAUAUCAAAAUGUUAAUAAACCGAUGCCUAAAGUAUUUAAGCAGACACGAAUUCUCGAUCAACCUGUUUUAACAAAACCUGGUCCCAAGAAAGCUGUUAAAACGAAAACUCCUAAUUAUACCACAGUAGAUUGGUUAAGCAAACGUAGCACAAAUACACUUCUCUACGAUGAUGCUUUACUUACGGUAGACACACUCAAUAAAAUGUUGAAUGUAAUGACGAACGAUAUCGGUGAAGAAAGUAAAAAAAUGACAGCAAAAUGUGAAAGGAAACUAAUAAUGCAACGAGAAAUAGAACUUAAACGUAGAUUAGAAGAAUUUGAAAACAAUUUGAUUAAACAAACAACCGGAGAUGUUGAUCGAUGUCCUGUUAUUCAAGAUAUUUCCAACAGCAAGAAAAUGCAAGAUACUUGUUGUUGGGCGCGAUAUAAAAUUAACUUUCCCAAAAGUAGAGGUUGGCAUAAAUGUCCCCGUAUAUGUGAGUGCUGCUGUCGCAUCGAAUUGAUAAAAUCGAAAAGAAGUCGAGUUAUUGAACCAGUUAGCGAAAACGUUGCAACUUCUAUAGAGAGUGUGGUACAAAAGUCACGAGAAAUAACAGCUCCGUCUGUUCGUAAAAAAAAAUUUAAAACAAUCUCACCACUGUAUAAACAAAAACAGUCAGAAAUUUCUAUACAAUGUGAUCUCGAUCAAUCUGCACUCUCAGGAAGUCUAACGAACAAUUCACAAGAAAUUACUCAAUCGCCUGAUAAAACUAAUUUACCCUCAAAUGUUAUUGAAAUUGAUGGAACUGAAGAAUCAAAAUCUGUAAAUGAAGGUAUUACUAAUAUAGACUUAUCGUGUAAUGAAACUAUCGAGGGAGGGGUCAAAAAACCUCGAAUAAGUGUGCUACCAACGAGUGCUUUAUUAGCACCCAAAAACGUGCAGACUUAUAGAGCAGUUAAGAAACCAACGCCGAAACCUCGUAUUUCUGUUCCACCUAUUCUUCCAUUAGCAACGCGUAAAAAUUGUAUGAUCGUGAAAAAAUUUCUUCAGCAGCCUCGAUUUUUGGAGCCAUUAUCGUCGCAUAGCCUCAAGAAACGUCAAUUAAAGGAAAAAAUGAUAUAUCUAAAUGCCAGACAGAAAUCUAAAAAUGAAACUGAAAGCCCUAUAUUUUUGGGCCGUAAUAAAAUACUAUUAACGGAUGUCCAACUGCCAUCUAGUUUGAAUUCAUCAAUGAUUAAUAAAACAAUUCAGGUACAGAAGAUAACUCCGUCUCUUACCGUGCCUACAGGUGUACAGAUUAUAUUACAAGAAAAUGGUCAACUUACUUAUGCAGUGGAUCCUGCAGCCAAUGUUAGUCCCGAGGCACUGACUAAUAUGCCUGCAAUAUUAGCAGCUAUACAAGAGGAUCUAACUGUUAACCUUGUUGACGAUGAAAAUUCAAAAGGUGCGCAAGUUACCAACGGAAGUGAAAAUAAAACAAAUAAUGCAAGCGGGUGUUUGGCAGCUAUACAAGAGGAUUUUAAUUCAACAAUACAAGUACCACAAAUUAAUAAAGAAAUUGUGAACCUUGUUGACGAUGAAAAUUCUAAUGAUGCGCAAGUUUCCAACGAAAGUGAAAAUAUAACAAAUAUUGCAAGCGGAAGUUUGGAUGAAAGCACAUUAAUAGUUGACAAUGAUAUGGCUGUAGAUAAUAUAAAAACAAUAGUUAAUAGUGCACGGUUACUUAGUAAUACAGCAGAAAAUUGUCUAGAAAACACGGAUAAAUCUGUAUUAUUUGGUCCAGAUAACGUCGCAGAUGCUCAUACAUCAAUUAGUGGUCCAAAAGCAAAUUUGAACAAUAUAGUUGCGUCAGUUAGUAUUGAAAACGAUAAAGAAGGUUUUGAAAAUACGGUGGUCAAAUACGGUAGUAAUGAUUUAGGGAAUGAUGAUAAAAUCCAGAGAAUCUAUAAUUUGCAACCUACUGCAGAAAUAAAUGUAAGUUCUCCCUCUUUUGAUGACAGUACAUCCAAAUCCCUUGGCCCAAAUAAUGAAACUAAAGAUAAAAUUGAUAUAAGCUGUUCUGCAUCAACGGAAAUUGAUAAAGUUGGCACAGGAGAAAAUGAAUCGAGGGUUGAAAAUUCUAAAACUACAACUAAUAGAAGUACAUUGUUAUCUGAUUUAAUGGAAAUGUCUGGGAUAUCUGCAGAAGAUAUGAAGUCUAGCGAUAAUCCUGAAGUACAAACGCCAGAUAUGUUCCCAUCUAUUCAGGAAAUGGCACCUCGCUAUUUACAAACGGCUGUUAAUGGAACUCCCAUUAUCACAACAUCGCCAAGCAAAAAUGUAAAAGAACUAAAUUCAAUUACAUCAUUUGCUCAACUAAAAUAUGCAUGUGAACAUAAUGGAAGUUUUUUCAAGUUAGAUUUAGAAUCUGGAUUUAUUACACCUAUAAAUGUUUGUAUAAAGAAAAAUCUUGACUUAGUAACUAAACCGGUAAUAAAUAAAGCGCUAACAAAGGAUAAUCCAAAAUUAAUAAUAGAUUUAACGGAUGAUCAAAAUGAUGCACCGGAUAGAGAAAAUGAUCUUCCCGCAUUCAUUAUAUCAAAACCUACACAAUCGUUGCUAAAAGAUAGUUUCCAUUUAGGAAACACAGCUAAACCCCUUAGAGUUUUUAAAUCUGCAAACAUAUUAAGUAGGAAGUUUAGAAGUAAAGCCGUUUCAGCGCUCACCGAUAUCCCAAAGAAUAUAAAGAUUGGAGCAGGUAAGCGAACUAGAAAGCGAAGAAGAAAACAAUCAUUGGAAUCGAUAGAUUUGGAUACAGAUGACAGCUACGACUCAAUUGAUCAAUAUAUAUGGAGUGAUUAUGCUGAUUCAUCUAUAUCUGAAGAAGACUCAUCAGAUGAUGAACCCUUAGCUGUAAAAGCUAAACGCAUGAGAACUAAUGAACAACCAAAAGAACUAUCAGCUAUAGUGGAUAAUGAGAAUAGCGCAGACGGAAUUAUUACGCAAGAAAUUGCUGGUAAAAAUACGGAAACUGUCGAAUCAUCUGAUAAAAUAGCAACUAUCGAAUCGUCAGACAAUAUAGCCCAUGUCGAAACGUCAAAUAAAAUAACCCCUGUCGAAUCGUCAGAUACAAUAUCUCCUGUCGAAUCGUCAGAUAAAAUAUCCCCUGUCAAAUCGUCAGAUAAAGUAUUCCAUAAAGAGAAUAAUGAAACUAGUGAAAUGAAUGAUGAUGAAGGAAAGGAUGAUACCGAAAUGAUCCCAGAAAUUACUUUCCUAUCGGAUCACGAAGACAGUGAUUCGAAUGAGGACUGCAUUCUCGGUUUUUAGUUUUAUACGUGAACCAUAUCUAUCAAUAUGUAAAUUGUUUAACUUAAUCGAAGUUUUCUAUUGCUCAAUAACUAUGAAGUUAAUAGAUCGCGGUCUAAUUUUCGGGGGUAUAAGUUCUCUAAUGUUAUGUCAAUUAAAUGACGUUUGACUAAAGUCAGUUGAUGCUGUACUUCUGCAAAUAAUAAUAAAAUAUAACAACGCAAUACAGGAAAUAAUGAAACAUUACAACAACUAAACAAUUUUUCAUUGCGUUUUAAAUAAAACCUA